AUGAGGAUCCGGGUGACCGACUGGGACCGCCUGACGCACAACGACAUCGUCGGCACUGCCUACCUCUGCAUGUCCAAGAUCUCGGCCCCCGAUGAGUUUCCUGCCCUCGCGAAGCCUCUGAAGGCCUCAGACCCGGACGACGGGCUCGGGUUCCUGCCCACCUUCGGCCCCUGCUACGUCAACCUCUAUGGCAGCCCCCGGGAGUUCACCGGCUUCCCCGACCCCUACGAGACGCUCAAUUUGGGAAAGGGUGAGGGGGUGGCGUAUCGCGGCAGGAUGCUGGUGGAGCUGGAGACCAAGCUGGUGGAGCACGUGGAGCAGAAGGUGGAGGACAUUUCGGCGGAUGAAAUCCUGCGGGUGGAGAAGUACCUGCGCCGCAGGAAGUACUCCCUCUUCGCUGCCUUCUACUCAGCCACCAUGCUCCAGGACGUGGACGAUGCCAUCCAGUUUGAGGUCAGCAUCGGCAACUACGGCAACAAGUUCGACAACACCUGCCUGCCGCUGGCCUCCACCACGCAGUACAGCCGGGCCGUCUUCGAUGGUUGUCAGUACUACUACCUGCCCUGGGGCAACGUGAAGCCUGUGGUGGUGCUGUCGUCCUACUGGGAAGACAUCAGCCACCGCACCGAUGCCCAGAACCUGCUCCAGCACGCAGCAGACAGGCUGGAAGCCAACCUGGAGAAGGUCCACCUUGCCCUCAAGGCCAACCGCUUGCCCAGCGAGCUGGACGCCCUGGGUGCCCAGCUGAUGGACGACACCAUCGCCGACUGCAGGUAUUUGCUCCUGGCCCUGCCUGACGUCCUGGGGAAGCCGUGCAGCACCCACCUGGACCAGAACCUGUACCGCUUCCGCAGCGCCCACCUGGAGCAGAUCGUGACGGCGGCCCUGAAGCUGAAGCACGAGGACUCGAGCCUGGCGGCGGCUCUGGAACAGGCAGAGGACUGGCUCUGCAGGCUGAGGGCCAUGGCAGAGGAGCCCCAGAACAUGCCCGACAUCGUGAUCUGGAUGCUGCAGGGAGACAAGCGCGUGGCCUACGCCCGCAUCCCGGCCCACCAGGUCCUGUUCUCCAGGAGCAUCCCCGGCUGCUGCGGCAAGAACUGUGGGAAGCUGCAGACCAUCUUCCUCAAG
This is a messenger RNA of Mesitornis unicolor (brown roatelo), 1128 nucleotides long. Its product is annotated as dysferlin-like. Gene Ontology annotation, biological process: vesicle fusion; monocyte activation involved in immune response; T-tubule organization. Gene Ontology annotation, molecular function: calcium-dependent phospholipid binding; calcium ion binding. NCBI's taxonomy places the organism in Eukaryota, Metazoa, Chordata, Aves, Mesitornithiformes, Mesitornithidae. Gene Ontology annotation, cellular component: T-tubule; membrane; cytoplasmic vesicle. The annotation marks the transcript as partial. The record is from RefSeq and is a predicted model, not a curated record. The transcript has 10 exons.